AUGGCUUGUAAAUUGAAUGGGAAGGCAAAGGUUUUUGAAUUCUCCUACUACAUUCUUGCUGUCUAUUAUCUUGAUUCUUUGGAUUUUGGGACUAAAAUUCCUGAUCAAAGUGCCCCUAGGAUUUCUGUUUGGAAUGGGAACUUGAUAAGUUUCUUCUCUGAUCUAGACCGCACAAAGAACAAUGUGUUUGGAAAGACUCAUCUGAAAAAGAGCCUACCGUCUUGCUAUAUAGAGGAUUUCUCGAAAUGUGAUAAGGAUGCUUCAACUAUCUAUUUUGAACCAGCUUCUAUUUCUUUGGCCUUUAAGAAGAAUUCACACUUGAGGUUUGGCGAUGCGCUUGAGGGCAAGAUUAUUGAUGGCAUCAUUGCAGUCCAGUAUGCAAUUACUGCUAAACAUCGCAAUGUCUCCAAAGCUGAAUUGUGUGUUACUAAUGUGUUGGAAUUCUUGAAGAAUUUGAAGUCUGAACCUAAUCUAGUCACAAGAGAAGCUACCAUCCCCAAAUUAUUUAACAUAUAUUUUUCUGUUUUGUCUGUAGCUCCUGCAAUGCCUCCUGUGUGUAAGGUUAUGUCAAGGUUUCCUCAUUCAGCUGCUAAUGAUAACAACGAUGUCCAUCAAUCUAUAUCCUUUGGAGGUUUUGUUGUCGAGAACAAUAUCACAUCUCCUAUUUCGAAGAUCAAUUUUGCUCAAUGUUUUGUUGACAAGGAUGUCUCUGGUAUUCAAAUGUCUCGAGGAGUUACAGUAGAGAAGAAAACAUGUAGAAGCAGCACUAUUAGUGGAUCAAAAGCAGCUCCUAUCCUCGUAGCUGAGAACUCUCCGAAACCUAUUUUGAAUUCUCCCAAAGUUAAUAAUGGGUCAAAGGAUUUCCGCUUGAGACAAGUUGAGCUUGCUAGCAAAAGCGAUGAACUGUAUAACAAGUUGAAUAACAAUGCUGUUCAGAAGGAUAUACACCCGCCUGCUGGAAAAAUUCAAAUUGAUAAUAACUUGGAUCAGUAUAUAGAUCUGUCGCAGCAUGUUGUUGAAGAGAAGUUCCCGAAAGAUGAUAUCAUCAUUCUGCAGCCCAAAAACUCUUUGGAGCUCCCUUUGCUUCAGAAUCGUCGGUUUCCUGUUACAAACGAUGAUGUCAAAAACUUCUGUUCUAUUGUAGAAUUGGCAUACACAGAAGGAGUGCAAAAGUCAUGCUCUGUUAAGUUCUCUAAGGUUCAUUGUAGCUUCAUAUCACUUGGGCAAUCUUUACAGAGGGAAGGCCACGUUGACAACUUCUUGAUUCCAGUUUUUUGUCGGAAAUUGUUCGAGGAUAAUCAUCCUAGUAAAUCUGGGAGGCACCAUUUCUUCUCCUUCAUUGGUGAAAACAUUUUGGACUAUAACAAUGAAGUUCAGCUAGGAUUAAUUUCUAAAGCUUUUCUUGGUGCAGCAUCUGCAAGCAAAGGGAAGAGACUGGAGCUAUCUGACAUGCUAUUUUUCCCAAUAUGCCGCUCACGUCAUUGGUUUACCUUUUCCGUUAAUUUCAAGUUCAAGUUGUUUAUCCUUCUCGAUUCUCUUUACAACCAAGACGAUGAAUUCCAUACUUCCAUCAAAAAUGUCCUUAUUAACAACUUUGUAAAACUAUGGCAACUGAUAUUCCAAACCGAGGAGAAUAUUUUUAGGAAAUUUUCAAUAAUGUAUGCCAAAGUCCCAAAGCAAGGCAACGUGUGA
Messenger RNA from Lolium perenne, 1692 nucleotides. Lineage: Eukaryota; Viridiplantae; Streptophyta; Magnoliopsida; Poales; Poaceae. The record is from RefSeq and is a predicted model, not a curated record.